AUGCUGAAGUUUUCUCCUCCGCCUAUACAGCUUCCACCGCAGCAAUCUACAGUUGCUAAUGGCUCGGCUGUACUUCACCAUCUCGAGAUUCCUCCGGUCAACGGACAAUCCGAUGUGCUCUCAGACACGAGCGCGACAGUGACCCCGGUAUCACAACAUUCACUUUCGUCCAUCCCAGAAUCUGCCGAAUCAGAGUCGUUCCCAAUACCUGAAUCGCUCACAAAGUCCGACGAAUCGAAGUCGCAAUCCACAGGAGUCACCGCGCCCUCCACUCGCCCGCCGUCGACAAGGGCUCCACCACCUCACCGCGACAAUUCAUUCCUGGUCUUCAACAAAUUCAUCCUCUACGAGAACAGGCUCAGGUUCUACAUCGUCGCGUCAAACACGUCGGACUCGCGGCACAAGAUCAUUAAGAUUGACCGCACGUCCCAGGACGAGCUCGAAGUGGUCGAAGAUGAGGCGGUGUACAGUGGUAAGCAGAUGAGCGCCAUGCUCAAGAUGCUGGAGGAUGGGAACAGAGGAUGUGGUGGUUUGGGGAAAGCGAGGGUACUCUUUGGCAUAGCUGGAUUCAUCAGGUUCACGUCGGGGUGGUAUAUGAUCGUGAUCUCGAAGCGCUCUGUGGUCGCCCUCCUCGGCGGGCACUACAUAUACCACUGCGAGGGCACAGACAUCAUACCUGUAUGCUUCAAUCACAAAGUGGACAAGCCUGCCGAGGAGCAGCGCCUCAUGAAUAUCUACAAGCAAGUCGACAUGUCCAAGAACUUUUACUUCAGCUACACCUACGACCUGACUUCGACUCUACAGCACAAUCUUACCAGGUUAGGAUUACCUGCACCGAGGGGCACGGUGUUCAACGACCGCUUCGCAUGGAACCACCACAUGCUGACUACCGCCUUCCAUGACGACAAGCCACCCUCUCUCAGAGCUCACUGGCUUCUCCCGUUACUUCACGGCCAUGUCGACCAGGCUAAGUUGACCGUCCUCGGCCGUGUUAUCUUUAUUACUUUGAUCGCACGCAGGUCCCGCCACCACGCAGGCGCUAGAUACCUCAAACGGGGGGUCAACGACGAGGGCAACGUUGCGAACGAAGUGGAGACAGAACAGAUCGUUUCCGAGACCUUGACCACACCGUUUUACUACCCCGCAACCCAAGGCUCGAAUGAGUAUCCUCGUGCAAGACGCCCGAGUCCGAAUUUCACGAGCUACGUGCAGUACCGCGGCAGCAUACCAAUAUACUGGACACAAGAAACCAACAGCAUGAGCCCUAGGCCGCCCAUCGAAAUCAGCGUGAUGGACCCCUUCUACACUGCCGCCUCGCGCCACUUCGACGACCUCUUCAGCAGAUACGGCACGCCCAUUAUGAUACUGAACCUGAUCAAGAAACGUGAGCCACAGCCGCGCGAGUCAAAGCUGCUGGACGAGUACACGCAGUGCGUACGCUACCUCAACCAGUUUCUUCCGUCGGACAAGAGGAUGGUAUACCGGGCAUGGGACAUGUCGCGCGCCUAUAAAGAGAAAACGCAGGACGUCAUCGGGUACUUGGAAGACAUCGCGGAAGAAUCUAUCCAAAUGACGGGUUUCUUCCACUCUGGGCCUGAACCCUACGCGCACGCCCUGCAAAACGAAGACGAUGGCACAGGCUUGCCAUGGCGGAACACUAUGUCACUGCAGAACGGCGUCUGCCGCACGAACUGUGUCGACUGUCUCGAUCGCACGAACGCGGCGCAGUUCGUGUUUGGCAAACGCGCAUUUGGCCACCAGUUGUAUGCGCUGGGCGUCGUGGAGACGCCGAAUUUGGCGUUCGACUCAGAUGCGGUUAAUAUGCUCACGGAGAUGUAUCAUGAUCAUGGCGAUAGUCUCGCGCUACAAUACACGGGCAGUGCCCUAGUGAAUAGGGUGGAAACAUACCGGCGGAUGCCCCAUUGGAACAGCCAUUCCCGAGACAUCAUCGAGAAUCUUCGUCGCUUCUAUGCUAAUUCACUCCUAGAUGCCGACAAGCAAACCUCCAUCAACCUCUUCCUUGGCGUGCAAUCCGAGCGGAUGACCCCUCGGCCACCGCAGCGGGGCAAGUACCAGCAGUGGUUCCGCGAUGAGCACCUGGAGCCCGCUUACGUGCUCGAGGAUUGCGAGCGGGGUAUCCAGCGCUACGUGAACACGCGCGGGGACUACUGGAUCGAGUAUUACCGUCCGCUGCUCUUCACGUCACUCGGGAAGCAUUUCGCGUUCUCGAUGAACAGCACGCUUAAGUUGCCUGGAAAGACUGCUCGUGACGUCACCUACAGUCCGUUCCUCCAGCAUCACAAUUCAUCGCAUCAUCCAAGGCUGAUGGACGGCGUGCGCCGGUGGAUUGGGUCGAACCCUUCUGCGGGUUCUCGGAAUACACACGUCGACCGCGGACACGACCACAAGUCCAAGAAGCAGAAAGUAAGCGUGGAGCCCGAUCCCGAUUCCACGGAAGCGCUCGCCAUGCAGCAUCUUGACCCGUUCGUCUCCGCAGACGAGGAGGCCGAAUACGCAGAAUACAUCGACCAAUGCCAAGAGUUUUUCAACACCGCAGACGACUGGGCGGAGCGCGGAGACAUGGAGAAGUACCAGCAUGCUGUGGCAAUAGCACACGGCGGGAGCGCAUACCUGCAGGAUGCACCGGAGGAUAUGUUUGCUCCAUAUAUCGAGCGUGCCAAUCCGCAACUGGUGGGUGGCGGGCACAGGGACAACCUCACAAUCAUGUACGAGAAGUUCAUCGAGGAGGUUGGGAUGCAUUAG
Molecule: messenger RNA, 2763 nt
Organism: Sparassis crispa
Lineage: Eukaryota; Fungi; Basidiomycota; Agaricomycetes; Polyporales; Sparassidaceae
Product: Polyphosphoinositide phosphatase
Exons: 14
Coding region: 1-2763 (920 amino acids)
Biological process (GO): phosphatidylinositol dephosphorylation
Cellular component (GO): intracellular membrane-bounded organelle
Molecular function (GO): phosphatidylinositol-3,5-bisphosphate 5-phosphatase activity
Source: RefSeq, a predicted model, not a curated record